Lacerta agilis (Sand lizard) is the source of this 1357-nucleotide messenger RNA. RefSeq names its product transmembrane protein 138 (gene TMEM138). The transcript is spliced from 5 exons. NCBI's taxonomy places the organism in Eukaryota, Metazoa, Chordata, Lepidosauria, Squamata, Lacertidae. Bases 278 to 766 code for a protein of 162 amino acids. Gene Ontology annotation, cellular component: cilium. The record is from RefSeq and is a predicted model, not a curated record.
CUUUCUCUAGUCGACCUGUCCUGCCCCGUUGCUUAACACGGGGAGCGUGAGGUCGAGGGCGCUUGGGAGCCCACGGAACGAGAUCGUGUGUCUUGGCGCCGCAGAACCAUAUCAAAAUCUUGAUCACCAACGAGAUGAGGUUUGAGGUCUCUGCCCAAAGGGAGCUAUGAGUGAUUGCACUGGAGGAAAAAGUUUGUAUCCCUCUGUUGUGUGAGCAUGAGGUGUCCCUCUCAUCUGGGAUGCAGGCACUGAGGUCCCACGGCUCGAGGCAAGGAAGAUGCUCCAAACCAGCAACUAUAGCCUGGUGCUUUCCUUGCAGUUCCUACUGCUGUUCUAUGACCUCUUUGUCAACUCCUUCUCGGAGCUGCUGCGCAUGGCGCCCGUCAUCCAGCUUGUGCUUUUCAUCAUUCAGGAUAUUGCCAUCCUCUUCAAUGUCAUCAUCAUCUUCCUCAUGUUCUUCAAUACCUUCGUCUUCCAGGCUGGCCUGGUUAAUCUUCUGUUCCAGAAAUUUAAAGGGACCAUUGUCCUGUCAGCAACAUACCUUGCUUUGAGCAUAUCCUUCCACAUCUGGGUCAUGAACCUCCGCUGGAAAAAUUCCAACUAUUUUGUGUGGACAGAUGGGCUGCAGACUCUUUUUGUUUUCCAGAGAAUGGUGGCUGUGCUGUACUACUACUUCUAUAAGAGGACGGCUGUGCAUUUGGGAGAUCCCCGUUUCUAUCAGGACUCUCUUUGGCUACGGAAAGAGUUUGCACAAGCGCACAGUUGACAGCUGCUUCUGGAUCAUUUGGAGCAGAGGCCAGCUUGCUAGAAUGCCCACAGAGAUUUUACCAAUAUCUUGCAGCAAGUUCCCCUCCUCCCACUACAAUUUGUCUCCUACAGUCAAGUUCUAAAUCUCAUGUGGUCAAAUGACUUCACCCCUUUCCUACAUACGUGCACAUUAGGCUACCAUAAAUGAAACUGCUCUUUUUUGGAUACCCUGCUUGCUACUAUAUGCCUCUCAGUCUCCAAGCACUCCACAAUCCUCCUUUCAGUUCAGCAAACUGCACUCUGGAUUUGGCUGCAGCCUUACUGAGGAAUGAUUUGAAGUGCCAAACAGAUUUGGCUGAGAACUCCCACUGAGUAGCAAUACUGCAUUUUCCCCCUUGAGAAUAUUUCCUUGCCCUAAGCUCCCCUGUGACAGAAAAGGAUUCCUGCCUUCACUAGUACCUCUGACAGUGUGACAAGGCAUAAAGACUAUGGUUUGGCUUUGCAGUAUUCAGCCUGAGCAAAUGUACUCCCAUUGACUUGUUAGAUUCCCCUUUUGUACUUUCAUUUUUAUAAAUGGUGAGAAAAUAAAUCGGCUCUUUUUCAGAAACCA